AUGGCGUCCCAAGGCCAGGUCAUUUUCUGGAGCAUGACUACAGUCAUUAUCAUCCUGGCUGCAGUGAUUGCCCUGAUAAUUGGUUUUGGAGUCUCAGGAAAACAGUCCAUCAGCGUGACAGCCCUGACAUCUCCAGGGAACAUUGGCCAGCAUAGCAUCCUGGGCUGCACUUUUGAGCCUGACAUCCGGAUGGGCAGCAUAGUGAUCCAGUGGGCCAAGGAGGGAGUAGCUGGGCUGGUUCACGAGUUUAAAGGUGGGAAAGACCACCUGCAAGAGCAAGAUCCAUUGUUCCAGGGCCGCACGGCAGUGUUUGCGGACCAGGUGAUUGGUGGCAAUGCUUCCCUGGAGCUGAGGGAUGUGCAGCUCUCCGAUGCUGGCACCUACCAGUGCUCCAUCACCACAGCCAGAGGGAGUGGGGCAGCUGUGCUGCAGUACAGGACAGGAGCCUUCAGCAUCCCCAAUGUCCACGUAGAGAACAGCAGCAGUGGGGACCUGCUGCAGUGCGAAGCACCGCGCUGGUUCCCGCGACCUGCCGUGCACUGGACAGCCCACAGUGAUGCUGGGGAGUCCCUACGUCAUGUUACCAACACCAGCUAUGAGCUGAACGCUGAAAACGUCACUCUGAAAGUGGUUUCCUUCCUGUACAACAUUACUGCUAAUACCACCUACACCUGUGUGAUUGAAAACAGCAUUGCCAAGGCUACGGGCAACAUCAAAGUGACAGGUAGAGUUUACCACUCAGAGACCACAGGCAUGGGCAAGAGUUUCAGCAGUCCUCUCAUUAUUCUUCUACUACAGAUUUCAAUAGGGGUUUUGUUUGUUUGUUUGUUUUCUUUCUGGAGGGUAAGGGGUAAACUUCAGCAAAAUCUUAUGGUUGAGUAUUGUGAUUUAGUUUCCAAAGAGUAA
This is a messenger RNA of Acanthisitta chloris (rifleman), 906 nucleotides long. It is a transcript of the gene VTCN1, whose product is annotated as V-set domain containing T cell activation inhibitor 1. The transcript has 6 exons. The record is from RefSeq and is a predicted model, not a curated record. NCBI's taxonomy places the organism in Eukaryota, Metazoa, Chordata, Aves, Passeriformes, Acanthisittidae. The coding region runs from base 1 to 906 and encodes 301 amino acids.